This is a messenger RNA of Batrachochytrium dendrobatidis JAM81, 1845 nucleotides long. RefSeq lists its product as uncharacterized. The record is from RefSeq and is a predicted model, not a curated record. The transcript is spliced from 4 exons. Gene Ontology annotation, molecular function: protein binding. The annotation marks the transcript as partial. Lineage: Eukaryota; Fungi; Chytridiomycota; Chytridiomycetes; Rhizophydiales.
AGUCUUCCUCUAGUGCUAGACUCAUUCGAGGCCCUUCCAACUGCAGUCAAAAAUCAUGUCAUGACUCAGCUGUUAAAGCGCUGUCCUUUUUCCUCCUUGCAAUUCAUGUCUUCAUUGAUUCUUCCGUCCUUGAAAAGAGACUUUAUUGGUCAAUUACCCGUCGAACUAUCCUACCAGAUUAUCGCAUUCUUGGAUCUUAAAACUCUGGGCCGUUGCCAGCGUGUAUCCAAGAGCUGGCUAAGCGUCGUGGAUGGCGAAGGCUCUGAACUAUCUAUUUGGAAAAGACGUUUGGUCAAUGAGGGAUUUGUUGAUGACGAUGAAAUCUCGACAGCUUUCGCUAAACUAUACAGACGUCACCAUUUGAUUCGUCGUAACUGGCUGUUGGGAAGAUACCACCACAUCUCUUUCCCUGGACAUGGUCCAAAUGUUGUUACUUGUUUGCAGUUUGAUACCGAAAAGAUUGUGUCAGGUUCUGAUGACCAGACCAUUCAUGUUUACAAUACUGCGGAUGGAACCUUGCUAAAACGACUUGAAGGACAUGAGGGUGGAGUUUGGGCUCUUCAGUACUGGAAAAACACUCUUGUUUCUGGUUCUACCGACCGCAGUGUUCGUGUUUGGGAUAUCGAAAAUGGAGAAUGCUCUCACAUCUUUGAUGGCCAUACCUCUACUGUGCGCUGCUUGAUGAUCAUUAUCCCUCAAAGUAAUGAUGCUACAGAUGAUGGUAUUGCUGCUCUUGAGCAUCCUGUCAUUGUCACGGGUUCAAGGGAUGCAACAUUGCGUGUAUGGCGGCUACCUGAUCCUCGUCGUGAUCCACACUGGUCUCCUGCUAUGGCUGCCAUGAUGACGGCUCAAUAUCAUGUAUCCAAUCCCUAUUUCAUGCAUGUCUUGCUGGGCCAUUCAAAUUCAGUUCGGGCUAUUGCCGGCCAGGGCAAUGUUCUUGUUAGUGGCAGUUACGACUGCACUAUUCGUGUUUGGGACAUCACCAAAGGCGAGUGUGUGCAUAUAUUCCGUGGCCAUCGUGAAAAAGUCUAUUCUGUUGGCUAUUGCCAUGAACUCCGUCGUGCUGUCAGUGGCAGUAUGGAUGCCACUGUCAAAGUGUGGUGUACACGUACUGGUGUCGCUCUAUUUAAUCUCGAGGGUCAUACUUCUCUUGUAGGACUCUUGGAAUUAUCACCCAACUAUCUGGUUUCUGCCGCUGCCGAUGCUACGUUGCGUGUGUGGUCUCCUGUCACAGGUCAGUGUCUGUCCAACCUAACAGGCCACUCUGCAGCCAUCACCUGCUUCCAUCACGAUCCUAAAUGUAAUCGAAUUGUAUCUGGUUCGGAUGGUGGCAUCAAGAUUUGGGAACUGUCUUCUCCUGUCUAUGGUCGAUUCCUAAGAGAUACGAUUGGAGGUGUUCAAGGUGUCUGGCGUGUUCGAACUGAUGAAACUCGUCUUGUCUGCGCUGUACAGCGAGAAGAAGGCGGUACAUGGUUUGAAGUACUAAACUUUGACGUGGACAACGAUGCUCCAAGCGGUAGCAAGGUGGUAUCACACGAUCUGACCAGUGACUUGAAUGCUGCAGCAUCAGCUGAAUCGUCGUCAUUCUUUGGCGGAGAACUUCAACAUUUGGAUUCAUCAUCAUCAUUGUAUUCUGGUACGGGUGCUGUCGUGUCCACACCUACACCUGCUGGGUCAUUGCUAAAUAUGUCUGCAGCCGCUUCAUCAUCAGCAACUGGUGGCGAAGAGGGAAUGUUCAUGUUAGGAGUGCUCCCUCAUGUAUCUUAUUCUACACAAGGCAAUAGGCGGACUAGCAGACCUGGAUCAACAUCACAGCCAAUGAUGUUUGAACCAUUGAGUCAAUAA